Molecule: messenger RNA, 2289 nt
Organism: Pomacea canaliculata
Lineage: Eukaryota; Metazoa; Mollusca; Gastropoda; Architaenioglossa; Ampullariidae
Product: E3 ubiquitin-protein ligase TRIM56-like
Exons: 3
Coding region: 652-1968 (438 amino acids)
Molecular function (GO): zinc ion binding
Source: RefSeq, a predicted model, not a curated record
GACUUUCUUGAAGGCGAGACUAUCUGAUUGGCAGGCUGUUAAUCAGAGGUGCAUCGACUUCACUUUUGCAUUGUUAAAGAUUCUUUGCUAAAACAAAAACUGAAACAUAACUUUAUUAUUUAUAGAUUAUAGACAAAUUUUUCCUUUAAGCAAGUCCCAAAGAGCAUUUCACGGAAAGGCCUAUUAACAUAGGAACAUCUAGAAAAUUAGAGGGUUCUUGAAAUUCCUAGGGGGGAGAGGAAAAAACAAUUAGACAUGGCUAAACGAAAACAUUCCUUUACUAUAUCGAGUGCAGUUGGAAUUGAAUAACUGCUUGAAAAAAAUAACGCAUUUAAAAAAUAUUUAUUGAGCAAUAAAAAGUAAUAUAAGUAUGCCAGUAAACACGUUCGCCGACACUCAGACCUUGUCUCCUUUACAAUCCCUCCCUGCCCCGCUCGAACUUUACGUGGGCAACGUGGGGGAAAGAAAGCCAGUUGGGGAAAGACUUCACGUGCUAGUAUCACGCUGUUGUCAGAAGCGAGUGAGCGACGUUCACUGUCCGAGACCAACAUACGAUCAGAGUUGUGGUUUGAGACCCGAGCUCAGACGAGAGAGUUGCAGUCUCCAUACGCCACUGGUCACAGAGCGGUCAGCCACCAGCGAUUAUCAGACAUGGCAGUCGGAGGACACAGUCUCGCCGUCAUCGGAGAAGAAGACGACCCAGGCGAUCCAGCAUGUGCCUGGUGCGAGGACUUUCACCGGCGAACCAAGGUCCUGCCUUGUGUCCACACCUUUCGUUUUCCUGAUUUUGCAGCCGCAGAGUCUGAUGGCUCUAAGGCAUAUAAGGACAUGCCAGCAGGCACGGAGUCUGACGACGCUGAUCCAUUCGUCGGGAUUUCACCGUCUGAGAUCCGAAGACCACGACCCUACUUCUGUGUGUGGUGCGAAGAAAUGACUCGUUUUGUGUGUGAAAUCUGCGAGAUGCCUAAAGCUGAAAUGAAAAAAUAUCAGAACCAGUUCUUCGUCGACCUUUCUAUUGCCCACCAUAAGUCAUCGGUGAUGAGCUGCAGUGGUCACAGCUGUACAACUCCGGCAGCCUUCGCCUGUUGUGACUGCCAGAUGUUGCUGUGCCCUCGCUGUCGUCAAUCGCACGACACCAUCCCGGCCACCGGCGGCCAUUUGAUGCUGCGUCUCUGCCGUCGGACCACCAAGUCGGAUAUUCCUGAUUCUGUCAACCCCGUAACGGAAAAUCUCGUCCGCUUGAAACUGGGGAGGAAGGCAGAGACGGACAGGAAGGCAGAGACGACCUGCCCAGUUCACCCUGAAAACGUCAUGACCCUAUACUGCCAGCCAUGCAAGCAGCUUGUGUGUCCGCUUUGCCAGGAGACGCCCGACAACCCUCACGAAGAUCACGUGGUCGUCACCGUGGAAGCCGCGGCGGAGGAGGGCCGGGCAAGGGCAUCCAAGCUGCUGAAGGAGCUGAACGGGGCGCUGAAGGUACAGAUGGAGGAGCUGGAGGGGCUGGAGCGUAAGGAGGAAGGACUGUCGCGGCGCCGGAAGCACUACAUGGACGAGGGCGCCAAAGUCGUCUCGCGAAUCACCACCUCGCUUCACGCUGCCGUCGGCAAGAUGACACGCCGUAUUAACGAGGUUGAGACCGCCGUGCUGAGCCAGAUACACAGCAAAAAGAUAGCCGUACGUCUGCACCACUCCACGCUGGUCAAGCUGCAGGGUCAACUCAUUCACGCCUUGGACAUUGAGGACCCUCGCCUGGCCCUGGAGCUGGUGCCAGGACUGGAGAGCCGCGCGACAUCUUACCUGGCGGACCAGACCAGGCAGCAGCAGGAGUCGGCGGGAGGAGGGUCGCGAGUGGAUCCAGUGGUGACCUUCGAGAAGGAACUGCGCGCGCAGCUGAAGACGCUGGAGCAAGCCUUGCAGACAGUGGCCGGCUUGUUUUUCUACGAAACUGGCCACAUUGAACCCCUUUAAGGCUUCUUGAUGAAAUCAUGACCCAGGAUGAAGAAUUACGAACGUGACUUUUUCUAUUGGUUAGUGAACAAAUGUUAAAUGAAUCUUUUCCAUCUUUAUAGAUUGUCUUCUGCCUUUUUUCUCUUUUUUUACAUUUAAAGAGCUGUACCUAGUCAGAGUCGAGCAGUAACUUUUACGAGCCAGAACUAGUUACUUCUGCUCGUUCUCAGGUGUAGUCAACUUUCAUCAGUACCUGCUGAUGUUUGUAUAAGCCAUGUGCUUUUUGUUAUUUAUAAAACCGCAUUGGAACAUUUUUCCUUUCCGUCUUUAGUUUUGCAAUAA